Molecule: messenger RNA, 744 nt
Organism: Drosophila montana
Lineage: Eukaryota; Metazoa; Arthropoda; Insecta; Diptera; Drosophilidae
Exons: 2
Coding region: 1-744 (247 amino acids)
Biological process (GO): regulation of transcription by RNA polymerase II
Cellular component (GO): nucleus; transcription regulator complex
Source: RefSeq, a predicted model, not a curated record
AUGGCUAGCGACUAUAGCGCAAGCCAAUUUGUGUCCACAAACACAUGUGCAGCAAGUGCAGCUAGCUCCUCACGCUGGCUAACAGAGGAAGUCUUCAAGUUGAUCGAUAUUGUGCAACGCGAUGAGGCCAUCUACAAUCCCCGACACAAAUAUUACUUUUGCCGGCCAUAUGUGGAGAACUUUUGGCGUGAAGUGGACUUAAAGUUGGAAAAGAAUCCCGGCGCUAGCCUUGCCAAAUGGACAAAUCUGCGCAUUUCAUUUCGACGCGAGUACACAAACUACUUGGAAGAGAAAGUGCCGCCGUGCUGGUCGUACUUUGAUCGCAUGUUCUUUCUGCAUCCAUACUUGCGCAAAAAGCAUCAGCAGCCCAAAUCGCUGGAUACCCAGGUUCAAGAUGCACUAGCGCACCUGACCAGCCUCUCAAGUCGGAUGCAGCGGGAACGGUCAGUUAAUACGUGCACAGCGGCCAAUACCACAAAUACCAACAGCACAGCUCAGGUGAAUCCCAGCAAUGCUGUCCACUCGGCACAGCAGUCGCCGCAGCAGCAACAGUUGGACAAUUAUUUGGAUUAUUUUGAUGAUCACGAUAACAACAACUCGGAGCUCGAUGAGAUUAUUGAUGAGGAGCACCGGGCACGUUUCCAAAAUCAUACGCUCGACAACAAUGACAUCAAAUCGGAGAUGAGGAUGAGCAUGAGCACGAAGAGCAUGAAAUGCGCACUCUGCCAUAUGAUGCGACGGUAA